UUUUUAUGGAAAUACAUGCACAAGCAAUGGGACAUGCUCACAUCUUCCGCUCGUCAAGGUUUCAGCCGUUUUUCAAAUUUCUCUGCCGUUGGCCUGUGGAAUUUCAACAUAAGAGAAGCUGUAAACCAGGGACAGGCCCAAAAAGCCCUUCUUCUGUUCCGCCGAAUGAAACAAAUGGGGUUAGAACCCAACAAUUUGACAUUCCCCUUCGUUGCCAAAGCUUGCGGUAAGCUCUCAAGCCUUAAAUACUCCCAAAUCAUUCAUACCCAUGUCGUGAAAUCUCCGUUUUGGUCUGAUAUGUACGUUCAAACGGCUAUAGUUGACAUGUACAUCAAGUGCAAUCAUUUGAACUUUGCAUGUGUUGCGUUCGAAAAAAUGCCUCAACGGGACAUUGCUUCUUGGAACGCAAUGCUAGUGGGAUACGCUCAAAUGGGUCUAUUUGACAGAGCUUCAAUUUUUUUACAUGAGAUGAGACUUGAGGGUGUACGGCCCGACGCGGUCACGCUUAUAGCAUUGACCCAGUUGAUUACUCACAAAGAGAAUUUAGUUUCUGUAAAAGCUGUCCAUUGCUUUGGUGUUCAUGCUGGGAUAGAAACUGAUGUUUCUGUUGCUAACACUUGGAUUUCUACCUAUGCGAAAUGCGGCGACUUGUAUUCAGCUGAAAUGGUAUUUGAUGGGAUUGUUGGGGGUUUGAAGACCGUUGUCUCAUGGAAUUCUAUGAUUUUAGGAUACGCCUGUUUUCAGAAAUUUAUUAAUGCGGUUAAUGCCUACAAAAUGAUGCUUCAUGAUGGAUUUAGACCUGAUGCAAGCACUGCUCUUGGCUUGCUUGGCUCAUUUGUGCAGCCAGAGGCACUUUUUCAAGGCAAGCUGAUCCAUUGUCAUGGGAUAAAAAUGGGAUGGGACAUGGAUAUUUCUGUAGUUAAUACCCUUAUCUCUAUGUAUUGCAAGUGUGGAGAUAUCUAUUUUGCACGAUAUUUAUUUGAUAGCAUGUCAGAAAGAACUUGCAUCUCAUGUACUGCCAUGAUUGGGGGAUACGCUGAGAAAGGGGAUAUAGAUGAGGCAUUGGCUUUGUUCCAUGCUAUGGAAUCGGCUGGCAAGAAACCUGAUUUGGUUACUGUGGUGUCUCUAAUUUCAGGCUGUGGCCAAACGGGGGCGCUAGAGCUUGGAAAAUGGAUUGAAAAUUAUGCUGCUUCAAACGGGCUAAAACCUGACGUAAUGGUGUGCAAUGCAUUGAUAGAUAUGUAUGCAAAAUGCGGCAGUAUUAAUGAUGCUAAAGAGAUUUUUGACACCAUGCCAGAGAGGACUGUCGUCUCUUGGACAACCGUCAUCACUGGAUGUGCUUUGAAUGGAGAAUUCAGAGAAGCCUUGGAUCUUUUCUUUUUGAUGGUAGAACUAGGAUUGAAACCGAACCAUAUAACAUUCCUUUCUGUUCUUCAGGCUUGCGUUCAUGCAGGUUUUCUGGAAAAGGGAUGGGAAUGCUUUGAUUUGAUGACCAAAGUCUAUAAAGUAAAUCCUGGAUUAGACCAUUACUCAUGCAUGGUUGAUCUUCUUGGUCGUAGAGGACAGCUGAAAGAAGCACUUGAAUUUAUUCAAAAAAUGCCUGUCAAACCUGAUGCUGCCAUAUGGGGUGCAUUGCUUGGUGCUUGCAAAAUUCACCGUGACCUGGAGAUGGGUGAAUACGUAGCUCGUCAUCUUUUGGAAUUGGAGCCCCAGACUGCAGUUUCUUAUGUGGAAAUGGCCAAUAUAUAUGCAUCCGCAGGAAGGUGGGAUGGAGUUUCAAAAUUAAGAAAAAUGAUGAAGUCCAACAGGGUAAGAAAAUCUCCUGGGCGAAGCCUGGUGCGGCUGAAUGGGAAGUCUCAUCCAUUUACGGUUGAAGAUAGAUGUCAUCCUGAAGGACUUCUAAUUUUGGGUGUCCUAGAUUGUUUGGCUCUGCAGCUAAAAGUAGAGGAAGGAUUUGCAUCAUUUUUAGAGGGAAUACUGGAGUUUGAUUUUGGUUAAAAAUUCAUUAGCUGGGCCUAUUGGUUCGGUGACAGAAGGAUACUUCGCAAAAAACUUGACACCUUUAGGGCUCUGCAUCUGCACAGGAACUUCAAGCAUCUUAUAUUGGGAAAUGUACAUCAAACCACAAAAUUCUUACGGGAAUCCUCCAUAAAUUUCUGACUAUAUUUUCAGAUUUUUGGGGUGGACCAAUAUUCAACUUCAUAAAGCGGUGAAGAGAUAACCUCAUGUCUUCAACCACCAAAUUAUCUCCGACAAAAGGAAAAAUCAAGUGUUGGAAUUCGAUAUUAGAAUUAAAAAGAGGGGAAUGAACUGUAUCUGACACUUUAAUUUAUUCUGCAUUAGAUGCCUGUAACCUCUAAUUAUACUGCACUUUGAGCUAAGGCUCUGGGUUUCUUGGAAGCAUGAAACCAACAAAACUUUAUUUUCUUUCCCACCAGGGAGAGAAUUUGGGGAAAGGGGUUUGUUGGGGGCUUAACAUGUAAGUUUCAUGAUGGGAGAUGUUUGGAAUAUGUUGUUGUAAUUAUUUUUCCUCUUCCAUCUA
Messenger RNA from Malania oleifera, 2542 nucleotides. Its product is annotated as pentatricopeptide repeat-containing protein At4g19191, mitochondrial. Gene Ontology annotation, molecular function: protein binding; RNA binding. The record is from RefSeq and is a predicted model, not a curated record. The transcript has a single exon. The coding region runs from base 16 to 1998 and encodes 660 amino acids. Lineage: Eukaryota; Viridiplantae; Streptophyta; Magnoliopsida; Santalales; Ximeniaceae. Gene Ontology annotation, biological process: RNA modification.